CUGGACAGUGGCCAAGUUUGUCUUUGGAAGAGCAUCCUGCAGAGUGGGAGCAGAGCGUGGCGAGCAGAGCAAGGACGGAUCACGGGGGACGGAUGAUGCUGGGCUCAUCCCUUGUGCUGCUGCUGUUGCUGCUGAGGCCCGGGGCCCAGGCGAAGCCAUCGCCCGAUGCUGGCCCUCAUGGCCAGGGGAGAGUACACCAGGAGACCCCCCUGAGCGAGGCUCCCCACGACGACGCCCACGGGAACUUCCAGUACGACCACGAGGCUUUCCUGGGACGGGAAGUGGCCAAGGAAUUCGACCAGCUCAGCCCGGAGGAAAGCCAGGCCCGGCUAGGGCGGAUCGUGGACCGCAUGGACCGUGCUGGGGAUGGGGACGGCUGGGUGUCGCUGGCAGAGCUUCGUGCGUGGAUCGCGCACACGCAGCAGCGGCACAUCCGGGACUCGGUGAGCGCGGCCUGGGACACGUACGACACCGACCACGACGGGCGCGUGGGUUGGGAGGAGCUGCGCAACGCCACCUAUGGCCACUACGCGCCCGGGGAAGAAUUCCAUGACGUGGAGGAUGCAGAAACCUACAAGAAGAUGCUGGCUCGGGAUGAGCGGCGUUUCCGAGUGGCCGACCAGGACGGGGACUCCAUGGCCACUCGGGAGGAGCUCACGGCCUUCUUGCACCCCGAGGAGUUUCCUCACAUGCGGGACAUCGUGAUCGCAGAGACCCUGGAGGACCUGGACAAGAACAAAGAUGGCUAUGUCCAGGUGGAGGAGUACAUCGCCGAUCUGUACUCGGAGGAGCCAGGUGAGGCCGAGCCAGCCUGGGUGGAGACCGAGCGGCAGCAGUUCCGUGACUUCCGGGACCUCAACAAGGAUGGGCGGCUGGACGGCAGUGAGGUGGGGCAUUGGGUGCUGCCGCCCUCGCAGGACCAGCCGCUCGUGGAGGCCAACCACCUGCUCCACGAGAGCGACGCUGACAAGGAUGGACGCCUGAGCAAGGCAGAGAUCCUGGGGAACUGGAACAUGUUCGUGGGCAGCCAGGCCACCAACUACGGCGAGGAUCUGACGCGGCACCAUGAUGAGCUGUGAGCCUCCGGCGCAGGCCCGUGUCCACCUCGUGGCCCCGGGGAGACCUGAGGACCUGUCGUGUUCCCACUCCCAUCUUUUGCUACCCGCCUCUCAGGGACCCCCCCUCCACACCUGCCUCUCUCCUGGGGAUACCUGGCUCUCCCCACCCCACCCCAGUCCUCUCAGAGCCCCAGAGAAUGAGUGACUCCCCCCAGUUCCCCCAGCCCAGCCCUGGAGACCCUCACCCCAAUUACCAAAAGCUCCUCCAGUGACUACCACAGCCCCAAAUCUGAGCUUCAACCACAUACUCUGAGAAACACUCCCACCCCCCCACCCCAGGCCUCUCCCCAUCCCCAGCCCAGGUCCUGCCCUACACCCCCUUCGCCAGGGAGGGGGGUAAUAAACUCCAGAGCUGGGUCCCCA
Molecule: messenger RNA, 1481 nt
Organism: Dipodomys ordii (Ord's kangaroo rat)
Lineage: Eukaryota; Metazoa; Chordata; Mammalia; Rodentia; Heteromyidae
Gene: Rcn3
Product: reticulocalbin 3, EF-hand calcium binding domain
Exons: 7
Coding region: 93-1079 (328 amino acids)
Cellular component (GO): endoplasmic reticulum
Molecular function (GO): calcium ion binding
Source: RefSeq, a predicted model, not a curated record